Messenger RNA from Sphenostylis stenocarpa, 528 nucleotides. The record is from the annotation of a GenBank genome assembly. NCBI's taxonomy places the organism in Eukaryota, Viridiplantae, Streptophyta, Magnoliopsida, Fabales, Fabaceae.
AUGAAUGUUCUUUUGAUGCAGUCAGCGGAGUUGCACAUAUAUACUGAUUUCUUGAGGCUUGUACUAGAAAUUAUAAAUGCAAUUCUGACUUAUGCAUUGCCUCGAAAUCCAGAGGUGGUGUAUGCAAUAAUGCACAAGCAGGAUGUCUUUCAGCCUUUCAAGAACCACCCCCGUUUCAAUGAGCUCAUUGAAAACAUCUAUACUGUGUUAGAUUUUUUUAACAGCCGCAUUGAUGCCCAAAGAAUGGAAGGUGAGUGGUCAGUCGAUGAAGUGCUCCAGGUGGUAAUUGAACACUGUAGGUCUUGGCGCGUUGAUGGGAUGAAGAUGUUUACUCAACUGCACUUCACAUAUGAACAAGAGAGUCACCCAGAGGAGUUUUUCAUCCCAUAUGUCUGGCAACUAGUACUAUCCAGAUGUGGAAUCGAAUUCAAUGCACCAGCUAUAAACUUGUUUCCAGCUGAUCUACCUACCGAAAAACUUGACAAUGAGGAGGUGGGAAAUACAUCCCAUAACAGUGACUUUCACUAG